Melanaphis sacchari is the source of this 3527-nucleotide messenger RNA. RefSeq lists its product as uncharacterized. Gene Ontology annotation, molecular function: myosin II head/neck binding. Gene Ontology annotation, biological process: regulation of focal adhesion assembly; positive regulation of stress fiber assembly. Gene Ontology annotation, cellular component: stress fiber. The transcript is spliced from 15 exons. NCBI's taxonomy places the organism in Eukaryota, Metazoa, Arthropoda, Insecta, Hemiptera, Aphididae. The coding region runs from base 467 to 3436 and encodes 989 amino acids. The record is from RefSeq and is a predicted model, not a curated record.
CUCCGGGCGGCACACCGGUGCGUCGUGCGUGUUUGUUUUUGUUGUUUGUUGUGGCACAGUGUCGACGAAUGCGUCGUUGGUCUUAGUUCCGCUGUUACCGUCAUGUAAAAUAUUUAUUAUUUUUUUCGUUUAAUUUGCGAUUUUUCGCGUUCUUUUAGUCAUUUUUUAUUCCGAUUCUUAUCGCCGUUUUCUCAAUUAUUUAUUUGUUACAUUAAAAUUAUAUUUUGUUUAAUGCAUACACACAUUUUACAUAUUAAAAAUCUAUUAUAUAUAUUUCGCGCACGCAUAUCGUGUUGAAUAUCUGUCGUACACUCGCACACGGUGUAGACAGAGUGGUUCAGCUGAAUGUGAAUUGUCCAAAAACUGCCAAAGAUCAGAACAGACGACCACUAAUCUUGUUUAACACUCAGUAGCAAUUGUCGACCGAGGAAUUUAAAUGCUGGGCAAUUGAUUAUAAGGUGAUCCGAUGAUGUCGUCCAUGAAACCGGCUCCACUGCAGUUUGUCAAGCUGGCACCGUCUGAUCUCUAUCGUUCGGCGCAAGAUCAGCUGAACAAAACGGCUGCAGUGGUCGUCAAGCCAAAACCAAAAGAAUUUGAUGCUGACUGGCAAUCGGACUUGGAUAAUUGGAAAAGUAACAGGAGAAAACAACAGGAGCACAUUAUUGAGCGACUGGUAGAGGUGAAGAAAUUUGAAACGGAUAGGUUGGACGAUGGGUUCCGGAAAAGGAGCAAAACGUUUAACGAGAUGAUACAAGAAAGGGGUAAGAGCGGACGAUUGAGGAGUUUACCCGCGCUGUACCAGGAUGACGAUGAUAGUAACGAUCUCAGCGACCUUGGCCUGAGCACUAGUAAAAAGAACUGCGUUGACGACUAUGAUGGAGAUGAGAUGCUGCAAAAUCACACGACGGAAGACCAUCGGAAUCGUUCGACGGAUAGUAGUGUCGAGGAGCGAGUGUCGCACCAAUUCGAUUGUCAAACCAAAGAUCUGGUCGAAGAGGAUCGCGAGGAGGAUGACGUCUUCCGUGGAGCCAAAGAACCCGCGGCUGUGCCCGUCAAAAUGGCGACGGUGCAAACGAUUGCCGCAGUCAUGGUGGCUCCGACCGAACCAGCCGUAGCCGAAAACGGAUACGACAGGGCCAUCAAAGACUAUGUUGAUUUCGCUGAGUCCAAGCGGACUUCCGUGGCUAAGUGUGAAGAACAGCCGUUACCGUGCCGUAAGCCCGCAGUAACCGAGAUUAGGCGUCGGAUGUCAGCGCCCAAAAUCGAGGAGAAAGUCAUGUUGCUCAAGACGCGAUCGCAGUCCACGAAAGACUUGAACUCCGCUGCCACCGGUGAACUGCCCAAGGUGGACAUUGUUAAGCGUCGGGAGAUAUUUGAGAAGAUUUGUUCGGAAACAAAAGCUGCCGAAGUGCAACACAAUAUUCUGGCUAGACAAUCGUCACUCGCAAAAAAGAAAUCUCUCAAAGCAUCGCCGACACCAUCGCCACAGGCUAAUGUUGCCACUCCUGUUGCGAACGUUUUUCUGGAACAAAUGGUCGAAGACAUCAUUUAUUCGCCCAAAUCGCCGUUACCAGGAACAAAUUCAGCUAAGGUAGUGGAGCCGCAAGACGAACAGCAAAUUACCUACAGUAGUGAAGAAGAAAUACUGCAACAUCGCUGUCUGGCCGUUGACUCAGAAGUAGAAGACGAAAGAACGGCAUCAGCGACGGAGGAAGAGAUGAUGGCCGAAGAGGAAAAACCUAUAGUAGCGCUGGAGAAAGAACGGGUUUGCAUGGUGGAGGAUGAGUACCACCAUCACCUGCAGCAUAUCCGCCACCAUCAGCAGCUUUCGUCCCUUUCCGAUCUAGUUAGCCGGCACUCGAUCGACAGCUUGGACCAGGAGUGCGGUCACACAGCUGAAGAUCCUGAUGAUGGCAACUACCCGGGUUCGUGUCUAAGCGCCGAAGAUAGUGGUGUGCACACCGAGGACAUGUCGAGUUGCGUGAGCCAAGCUGACGACGAAGAACGAUCCAACUUGCAGCCCAGUCCUGUUCUGCUGCAACAGCCACCGAACGUCGUCCAACAACAUGUCGGCGACACGUACAAUAUGGUACUUGAAUUGACUCCCGUCAAUGCACUGGAACCACCCAAAGAGAAACCACCUCCACCACCUGUAGACGCAUAUCCUGAUGACGAUAGCCAGGUACAACUUCCGCUUGAACCUGCCGUGGACAGCAUGGAGUCAGCCAAACGUAUAAAGAAAGAGAUGUGGAUGAAACGUUCUAGUUUUCUUGGCUUGGAAGAAUACACGAACGGUAAUGCCAGCUACGAGCACGAUUUAGAAAAUUUGAAGUCCAAACCUCCUGAUUUGACGUCGUUCCUGGAAGAGGAACGUCGGCUGGAAAAACUUUUGUACAAUCAGAACAAACCCGAACGGCAACUACAUGAUACAACUAGGAUUUACGAGAACGUCAACAGCAUUCCGUCGCAGAACGUGUAUGUAGAUGACGGUGGCGACAGCGAGAGUAGUCAAUAUAUGAGAGACAUAUUACAGGUAGAAGAACAGAGUCGGUGUAAUCAGUUGAAGAACAAAGCAGCUCAAAAUAAUAUAGGUGAAAAAUUAGUGAAAAAAUUAAAAGAACUCGAAGAGGAUCUAAACAAUCAAGAAUGCGCUCGAGUUGGAUCAGCACACUGGUUGCCGCCACCCACCCGUCACUCCAUGCAAGACAUCUCAUCAACUGCCUCCGUCGCAAAUGUCGGUCCGCAGCCACCGACAUUAGACCACACUCAGUCCAUGCCAAACUUGGAGCAACAGCAGCCUGUUCAUAGCAUCAGUCAAUACCAUCAACCUGAAGAUUUUACAUGGUCUUCUCAGAACGGUUGCCCUAGACCGGUCCAGCAGAGUGUCUACGCCAAAAGAAAGCCGAUUAAUAGUCAGUCGGAAAAAUAUAAUUACCAACAUUGGCUUAUUCAAGAAGCAGAACAUCGACGUCUAGUCGACCGGUGUAACCGUCAAGUGCCGCCCGGCGCUAUUGCGUCAAACCAACCACGAUCACGUACCAGACCGUCUCUACCGCCUCCACCACCGCCAUCACACAAAAAACCUUUGCCUGAUUCAGUUAUUAAUACCUUGACUCAGCGUGUGCAAGACCGUUUAUCAUUCAAUGAUUUCCAUAGACACGAUCACAUCGCAAGUGAUGCUGCUCCACAAGAAUCGAUGUUGAGCGUCAGUGGCAAAAAGAAGUGUUCGCACUGCGCAGUGGAACUUGGUCGCGGCGCCGCCAUGAUCAUUGAGAGCCUCCAAUUGUUUUACCACAUUGAGUGUUUCAAGUGUUGCGUAUGCUGCGUACAGUUGGGCGACGGCUUAAUGGGAACUGACGUACGAGUCAGGAACAAAAAGUUGCAUUGUCACAAUUGUUUUUCGAGUGAUGAUGGAGUAAAAUUCAGUUGCGUAUAGGAAGUACGUUAAGUGAAAUAGUAUUAAAAGAUAUAAAUAAAAUACGAAUUCAAGUGUUAAAUUUUUAAAAAUAUUUUAUUUAUGUAUAAUU